CGUCAGUGUGUUGGCAUGAAGCGGUGAAGAGUGACCUAACUGACCCGCGAACCGCACGCGCGCACUUUCAACAAAACCUAGUGCCUAAGAAGUCCGGACUGCCGGACACGUGCUCUAGACCACCUGCUGUGGAUGGUGCAGGAUGUCCAUGUGUGUCACAGUAAAUCGAGCAGGACGAGUUGUAGGCUCGAUCGAUGCUGUCUGAGUCGGCUGGAGCAGGAAGCUCGUCACUAGUUUGGCCGCAAGCCCGACGGCUUCCAGGCCUGAGAGACUCAAACAGGUAAGGAGAAGUGACUGGUGAUAGUGACAGUGAAAACACGGAAGCUGAGAAUUUCGAAGAGAUUGCAAGGAGUUGAGGCGGUUUGGGGAAGCUUCCGAACAGGUUGUACGCAGCUUGGAUAGGUUGCGCAUUCCUGACGUACUUCAGCCCGGAGAGUGCCCUCAACGCCCAGAACGCUCUGCAUGAGAAACACACGUUGCCAGGGGGACUGACCGCAGCGCCAUCUCGCUGGCGACUCGGGCCGGUUCUGUCCCAACUCAGCCCUUCACAAAUGGUGGUUUUGUGAUGAACCGCCCCAUCCAAGUGAAACCAGCGGACAGUGAAAACCGCGGAGAGCUCGCGAUGGCGGCCGACAUCAGCUGCGGCGGCGUCUGCUGGAAGUAGGGGCAAGGUAACGAGGAGAUAGCUAGCUCCCGACCCGCCCGGACCCGGUCAAAUCGAAAGCUGUUCGUGGGUAUGCUCAGUAAGCAACAAACCGAAGAAGAUGUCAGACAAUUAUUCGCGCCUUUUGGAACUAUAGAAGAGUGCACGAUACUUCGGGGACCCGACGGAGCUAGCAAAGGUUGCGCUUUCGUGAAAUACAGUUCGCAUCAGGAAGCGCAGGCGGCCAUUAAUAGCUUACACGGGAGCCAAACUAUGCCGGGAGCUUCUUCCAGCUUAGUAGUAAAAUUUGCCGAUACUGAAAAGGAACGACAACUGAGACGCAUGCAGCAGAUGGCCGGAAACAUGAGUCUUCUCAACCCCUUCGUGUUCAACCAGUUCGGAGCUUACGGAGCUUACGCACAGCAUUCUUUGGACUUUCAGCAACAGGCGGCUUUGAUGGCAGCUGCGACAGCACAAGGAACUUACAUAAACCCGAUGGCAGCCCUUGCCACGCAAAUCCCUCACGCGACACUCAACGGCAUGGCGAAUUCGGUGGUGCCGCCGACUUCAGAUGUUGGUGUAGGUGCUGGGUCAGGGCAGCCGGUCAACGGCGCCAUCCCGAGUCUCCCAUCGCCGACCAUGCCCACUUUCAAUAUGGCGGCACAGACGCCCAACGGUCAACCCGGGGGCACAGAGGCCGUCUACACGAACGGCAUCCCCCAGACGUAUCCAGCUCAUGCGCUACAUCUGUCCAUUCCAGCGCAAGGAUUGCCUAAUGGAGAAGCGGCGCUACAGCACGCAGCGUAUCCAGGAAUGCAACCAUAUCCAGGAGUCGCUUACCCCGCGGUAUAUGGCCAAUUCCCACAGGCCAUUCCCCAACCUAUGUCAGCAGUUGCUCCUGCCCAAAGGGAAGGCUGCUCUAUUUCCGGACCUGAAGGCUGCAAUUUGUUUAUCUACCAUUUACCUCAAGAAUUCGGUGACGCUGAACUGAUGCAAAUGUUCCUGCCCUUCGGAAAUGUCAUCAGCUCAAAAGUGUUCAUUGACCGUGCCACUAAUCAGAGCAAAUGCUUCGGGUUUGUGUCUUUCGACAACCCGGCAAGCGCUCAAGCAGCCAUCCAAGCUAUGAACGGCUUCCAGAUCGGCAUGAAGCGACUCAAAGUGCAGCUGAAGAGGCCCAAGGACGCCAACAGGCCGUACUAACCUUGGCCCUCAGAUCUCUUGGCGCUUGUAGCGCCCUCAGCCACUAGUAUACUAGACGACACUUUAUAUAAGCACAUAGAAUAUUGUAACUUAUAUAUAAUAUAAUAAACUAAAGAGCAUGCCUGGUACACACUCCGAGCACACGCUGCAGUCCGGCUGCGCCCCCCGCCCCUCAUUUCGAGAAAUUCCAAAUGGGCUGUGAUUAAAUAACAAAUCAGUGUUUGAUUGUACAGGCCGUUUUGUCUUCUCGUUCGUGAAAUGUAUUACUAUUUUGAGACGUCGUCUACUCUUAUUUGUUGUACUUAUGUGUGUUAAUCUGUAAGAAACAGGGCCGGUGGCGACAGCCCCCUGCUCAGUUGCCAAAUUUCGGCCAGGCAUGACUCCUGUGAUGCUAUUGCUAGUCACAGCUCGGCUCGGAGUCGCACUUAUGGGGGCACACGGUACCAUGUCUCCCUUCUGACUACAGGAGCCAUGACAUAUUUAUAUUUAACAAUACUAUUAUAAAAAGAAAAGAAAAUAGUGUAAUAUUUCUACUAAAGUUAAGUAACAUAAUCCUUACAAAGUACCAACUAUAUAUUAAUCUGUAAAUUACUAGGGGGUAGCGAUAGGAUAGCCAAAAAGGGUGGUCGUGAUACCAUGAAGGUAUAGUCAUUAUCGAUUUUAGAACAAUACGUUCACAAUUUAUGAAUUUUAUCUAAUGUAUAAGUUUAUAUAUCAAAAUGCAAAUUGUGCGUUUUCGCCAAAUAGUUGUUGAAGAGUUAGUUGACGCUUUGCGGGACUCCACAGCGGUGGAGUCCCUAGGCAAGCCGGGAGAUAAGAGUGGAGAGACACUCGGCUGGGCCACUCUAGUCAAAUUAUCCAGCCAAAAACGGCUGCGGAUUCUAGUUAAUAUGAUUAGAAUUAAUUUAGCCCUAAGACAUAUAUUUAGUAAAAAAACAUAUAUACUAUUUAUUGAAUUUAAUGUAUUUAGAUAUACAAGAAUAUUUUUUAAUUUAUUCAUUUAUUUGUUUCGGCUGAGAUAAUAUCGUGCAAUAUUAACAGGACGACUGAUACACAUUAUUUUUUCUUCUCUAUUUGAAACAAACAGCUUUAAGUUUUGUAAGUUUGUUUUUUUUUAAGUAGUUGUAGUGCAUUCCACGCUUGCUAAUGACAUUCCUUCAGCGCUGGAAGUAAAUAUACUUAAGUACUAACCACGGGGGGGUGGCAGCUCCCGAAUAUAACGAGACGCCACACCACCAAAUAGACGCACACUCGAACAGAAACGAAAACGUCAAGUCAGCACACCCAAACCCAAAACCACAAAAAUUGACCCAAAAACAGGCCGACGCCAAGAAGCUCUAUGGAAGGGCUAUGCCGCGAUUAUUUCCUUACGAAACAAAUUCGCAAGUAUUAAGUAUUAAGAGUAAAAAUACACUAUUUUUAUUCUGGAACAUCUAAAGAAAAAUUGUUUGUAUUUCUUGCCAAAAUUCAUAUUCACAAACUUUAUAAUUUUCUUUUAUUUAUGCAAUAUUUUGUUAGUAAAAAACAUGUCAGUUGAAAAUUAGACUAAAUUGUGCUAUGAGAAAGGGAAACUCAAGCCUGUGUGGUUGAGCAAGUCGACACAACCAAACCUGAAACAGACCAUCAAAAAAAUUGACUCAGAAAACAGGCCGACAUCAAUAAAUUCUACGGAAGGGCUAUGUCACGAUUAUUCCCUUUCUAAGUGAUACUUAGAAAACUUUGUUCUAUUAAGUAUUAAUAGGAAAAAAUACAUUAUUUUAUAUUAAAACACCUAUUGAAAAAGUGUUGUAUUUCUUGUCAAAAUUUGUAUUCACAAACUAUCAAUUUUUUUAUUUAUGCAAUUGUACAGUAUGAUUGGGUAAAUCAGCACACCCAAACUUGAAACAGACCAUCAAAAAAUUGACUCAAAAAAAAAGCCGACGUCAAUAAUUUCUAUGGAAGGGCUAUGUCACAAUUAUUUCCUUACAAUACAAAAUCGUAAAUAGUACUUGAAAAACAUUGUUUUAUUAAGUACUAAAAAUAAGAAAUACAUUAUUUUUAUUUUAAAACAUACAUAGAAAAAUUGUUUGUAUUUUUUGCCAAAAUUUAUAUUCACAAACUUUAUCAUUUUUUUUUAUUUAUGCAAAAUUUUGUCAGUGGAAAAUUAUACUAAAUUGUGUAAUAAAAAAAGAGACAGUGGGAAUAUUGCCUGGGAGUGGGUCAAUUUUCCCUGGUUUCUUCGCGUGCGUUGGGUCGGAGGCUCGGCAUUGUUGGUGCAUGCCUUUUUGCUAGUUUUGAUUGUUGGUAGCAAAAAUCCGUGCAAGUUUUCGAGUCGUGGUGUAUUGGGUGGUGACGGAUCUGAUCUGUCUAGUCUAAUUCAAGAAUAUGGUCUCCCCAAUCAGACAAGAGCGGAUAAUAAUCAAUCUCUAAACGCAGCGAAGUGAUUCUAGGAUACAGGGUAUGUUUUUGCAAUUAUUUGUGUAACUGUUUCUCAUCGUGAGAGGGCGGUCAUCGUGUUUCUAUUAGUAUAUGUAUUCAUAGUUCCGCGUCAGCAGCGGAUGUGUAAAUCCGCACCCUCGCUAUCAAGCCAUUUCAUCCCAUGCUGUAUAUAUAUUGGGGUCCAUUCGAUUGCACCAUUUUAUACAAAAUGUAUGGUCCUUUCCUGUCGCAGGCAAGAACGUACCUGUCGAUUCAAGAUUCGGACAAUCACAUCGACUGUUAUCGAACUGAACUAUCACGAAUGGUCAAAUUUAUGCGGAGAGAUGGGUUAUGAGAGACAUUUUUCAAAGUUGUACGAUCCAUUCGCCAAAUCACCGAUUUGUGAAUAAAAUUUAGAGAAAAAACACGUUGAUUGUUUGUUAUAGAGUGUAAAUAACAAUUAUUAUAAAUAUGGGAUAAAAAAUGAGAAAACAAAGUAUAUUUUUCUACUUUAUCGCAAUUUAUAGUAUAAAUUGAGUAAGUUAGCCCGCCCGAGCGGGUACAUAUCUCUUUGCCAAAAUUACGUUUUUUCGUUCGAUGUUGUGUGUAUAUAACCGACAAAGGUGGAAUUGGUCCAAUGGGUCUGACAAAAGUUGAUGAUAAAAAAUGAUGUAAAUACUAAUAAUAAUAAAUCGACAUUUCGUGUCCCGUGCUUUAUUAUUUGUACCUACGUGAAUCACAGAACUCGUUUCUAAGACGUAUAAUUAAGAAUUAGAGGGCUGCUUGAUAGGAUAGCGGCAAACCGACUGUUUUAGAUCAUAUUCGUGCACCGGGCAUUGCUUUUCGAUGCCCGACUUAAGACCAUGUCCCAUUUGAUUCUGUGAUACAAGAAGAAUAUCUGUGUAAAUGUUCCAAGUUAAAUUUGACCGUGUCCGUGAACAGCAGCAGGAUGUGAUUGUCGGGAUCUGGUGGUCCAUUUUUAUAUUUUAGAUGCUAAAAGAUCAACAGGCGCGCUUAAUCAUGGAAUCAUUUUUUUCCGUUUUAGUCUAGCCCUCACAUCCACUCAUCAUCAUAUAUUUUAGCUACGAGUAGAGUAGGGAGUAGGUUCUAGUCAUAAUUUAUAACGUGUAUGGCAUUUAUUACAAAAUUAAGGUUGAGCAUAUGGAACCAAGGCGGUACUCAUACUCAAUUUCGACAAUUCGAGUUUGAACUUGCAUAGUCUGAGAUCUUGCCAAUUUCUUGUUUGUUUGUUUGUUUUCACCCAACAUUUAUGCUGGGACCAAACGGUUGUUUUAGCUUCGCCCAAAAUCUCGACAUAGUCUAGUCAAGUCUAGUGUUUCGUUAUAUAUAUUUUUUGAUCAUUUGAUGAUGCAAUUAUUGUAAUAUAGCGUUAUUUAUUGCAACGUUACUUAUUUAUUUAUUUCUAGUCAUAGGUCUUAUUUAAGCUUUUGAAACGGGGCUUAGUCUUCGCGAGGACGGAGCCCCGGACCUACGCUUGUAUACAGUAUUAUGCGGUCUGCAGGAGAAGGGUGCGAGUACCCGUUUAUUAUCAUAUUCGGACGAAUCUCCAUCAAUUAUAUAAGAUAAUCCAAGCCAUACUCUGUUGCAUGUCAGUUUUAUUACAUUUUACACAAAAUUAUUAUAAAAUAAAAUUAUUACAUAAUAUUAUAUUAUUAUAUUAUAUAUAGUAGAUAAUUGAAUUAAUAUUUAUAACCUGCUAAACUUGUAAUACGAUAAUGUAAAAACAUAUGAGUAAAUUAGACAAUGAAUGCGUGAACUUUCUAUCCAUGUAUGAAGUUUAUCAUAUUUAUUAUUUUUACACUGUCAAUUUUGCUGGUCUUUUGUAUUUCUUACAGCAGGACGACUAUUACUUUUACAAUGUAACGUUUUAAUAUAUCAUCUGAAUUAUACAUUGUAGUCUGUAAUUUUGACAUUACAAGAAUUACAGUCCAAUUAUAUUAUGAAAAAUUUCAUAAAAAACUAUCACAGACAUGACCGAGCGGCACUUAUAAUGCUCAAAAUUUUACAUAAUCUACUGACAUCCUUUUCCAGUCAUGUCUAUUUCUUAUUAUUAUUACGAUUAUUAUUAUAUUACUAAUUCGAAGCCAAAUAAAUCCAAUUCAAGACAAACAGGUUUACAACUUAUAUAAAUAUAUGACUUUAAUUAGUGCGGUAAAUUAGUUUACAUUGGUUUGGAUUUAUUUUGGAAAGCUAUCCAGUUCAUAUGAAACUUUAUAAAAGAAUUAUAAAUUAAUAAAGU
Messenger RNA from Tribolium madens (black flour beetle), 6500 nucleotides. Its product is annotated as CUGBP Elav-like family member 4. Gene Ontology annotation, biological process: mRNA splice site recognition; regulation of alternative mRNA splicing, via spliceosome. The transcript has 14 exons. Gene Ontology annotation, cellular component: nucleus; cytoplasm; ribonucleoprotein complex. NCBI's taxonomy places the organism in Eukaryota, Metazoa, Arthropoda, Insecta, Coleoptera, Tenebrionidae. Gene Ontology annotation, molecular function: mRNA binding. The coding region runs from base 737 to 1843 and encodes 368 amino acids. The record is from RefSeq and is a predicted model, not a curated record.